Molecule: messenger RNA, 420 nt
Organism: Rhizopus microsporus ATCC 52813
Lineage: Eukaryota; Fungi; Mucoromycota; Mucoromycetes; Mucorales; Rhizopodaceae
Product: putative cytochrome-c oxidase chain VI precursor
Exons: 2
Coding region: 1-420 (139 amino acids)
Biological process (GO): mitochondrial electron transport, cytochrome c to oxygen
Cellular component (GO): mitochondrial inner membrane
Source: RefSeq, a predicted model, not a curated record
AUGCUUCGUGCUUUCUCCUCUGCUGCUUGCCGUGUUGCCGCUGUCCGUUCAACUGUUCCCGCUGUUCGCCCCGCUGCCAUGGGCUUGACCAAGCGUUUCUAUUCUGCUGGACAUGAAGACGAAAGCUUCGAAUCUUUUACCGACCGUUACGUCAAGUUCUUUAACGGUGUUGAAGAUCUCUUCGAACUCCAACGUGGCUUGAACAAUGCAUUCGCUUACGAUCUUGUUCCUGCUCCUUCUGUUAUCGAAGCCGCUCUUAGAGCUUCUCGUCGUGUCAACGAUUUCGCCACAGCUGUUCGUGUUUUCGAAGGUCUUAAGGAAAAGGUUGAAAAUGAAAGCCAAUAUAAGCAAUACCUUGAAGAAUUGGCACCUGUUAGAGAAGAAUUGGGUGUUUUGACCAAGGAAGAAUUAAGCCAGUAA